UUUAUGCAGUUCUUUUGCUUCAAAUCUCAACACUAGUUCCUAUGCAUGGGAAAGCGUCUUUGUAAUUUUUAUUUCGAUCAGUGGCCUGCUACUAUUCAUAUAUUUGAUUGGACAUUUGCAGACAUUUAUGCAGGCAAUUAGCAAAACAUCUAAGAUAUUGCAGCGGAAAUCAGUCAUAUUUCCACAAAUAGAGUUCAUAGUAUCUGAAUAUGGUCUCCGUCGCGAAAUCCGAGAUGAAAUUUGGGAAUUAGUAAGAGAAGCACUUGAAGAGGACGAAGAUAAUCCUGCGGAGAAUAUCUUCUCGUUACUUCCCUUGGAACUUCAGAAACAUAUGAAGCGGCCCCUCUUCUUGGCUACACUACGGAAAGUGCCAGGGCUUGAAAACAAAGACAGACGAGUGUUGGAUGCAAUCAUGAGGCAUCUUAAGCCAGUUAACUAUGCUGAUGGUAGCUAUAUUAUUCGAGAGGGGGAGCCACUGGAUAGGAUGCUUUUCAUCACGCAGGGCAGUGUACUUACCUACAAGACUAGUGGUAUCGGCGGAGGAAGUGGCUCGUCAAGCAUUAUACGUCUUGCAAAACGUGACUUUUUAUGGAAAAGAACUUACAGGUUGGGCGGCGACAUCUACCUCUUUCGCCGACUUACCCAUCUCAACCAAAACUGUAAAGUCCCACGCUAAACUUGAAGCCUUUGUUCUCGUGGCCGAUGAUUUACGGCUUGCUGUCACGUGGCCGAUGAUUUGCUAGGUCUAUUAGUUAUCUGUAACUAAUAACCAGAAUUUUAAUUCAAAAUAACUACAGAUUUGUGAGGAAAAUAUGUUUACACUAUGAAUAAUGUUAAAAGACUAAAUUUA
Messenger RNA from Malus domestica (apple), 850 nucleotides. The record is from RefSeq and is a predicted model, not a curated record. NCBI's taxonomy places the organism in Eukaryota, Viridiplantae, Streptophyta, Magnoliopsida, Rosales, Rosaceae.